CGAACCUUUAAAUCGUCAAAAUGGCGUCGGAGGAAGAGGAUGAAGAAUUGGCAGCGUUGAGAUUUGCUGCACUGGCGUCUAUGAAAAAUAAGCAGAAGCCUGUGGUGGAAGAAGAUGAAGAUCUGAAAGCCCUGAAAGAAGCAGCUCUGAAGACACUUGAGAAAACUCUAGUCAAUCCAAGUGUGGCCUCUUGUACCCCUCCCCCGACAUCCAUCUCAGCCCCCAACCACCUGCAGCCAGUACAGUCACACUCGCCAAACUACUACAACAGUCAGCCACCUAGCCAGUAUAUACACAGCCAGUAUUCACAACCCCCACCAAACUACCAUCAGAUAGUCCAGUCCAAUGACUUCUACCACCAGCACAAUUGCCAUCCUUCCUACGGUAGAGGCCAGGCACCCCAAGUGCAUUCAUCUGGAGGCAGGUCCCACAGAAGAAAUGUUGCAAGGGGCAGCGUUUCAAGGAGCAUUGUUUCCAUGGCUAAUGUGAACAGAAGCAAUACACCCCCAGGGAUUGUUUCUCGUGGCGGUGCAUCCAGAGCAUCUGUAUCCAGAGGGAGUGCCAGUCAUGGAAAUGCCCCAAGAGGAUUACCGCCACGUGGCAAUAACUUGAUUGUAAUUAGCCCUAUGCCAAUGCAGGGUGAAGCAUCACUCAUUGAGAACAGAUCUAUCGAUCACACAGGGAAAGCCUUGCCAAAAGUUGAGACGUCUAAACCAAUGCUGCUACGUCCACAGGAUAAGUGGUGCUCAGGUACAUCUGACAGCAACAGCAUGACAGCCAGUCCGUCUAGGCCAAAAGCUUCCGGGAAGUUCAGUAGAUUUGAUACAAGCGGCAGUGAAAGUGAAGAGGAGUCUGAUGAAGAAGAAGAAAUAACUCCUCUCAAUAAGUCCUCUGACAAGGAAAAUGAAUCAGAUCGGAGCAACAGUGACACUGAAGUGGACAAUAAUAAAUCGUCUGACUCUGACAGUAACAGCAGGCUAAGUGAUUAUGAAAGUGACAAGUCCAAGGACAACGUGAGUGCCAGUGACGACAGUGUGAGUGAUGACAGUGACAAUAAAGACCAGUCUGAGAUUGAAAGAAAAGAUGACCAUAAGUCUGACAGUGAUGUAAAUCUUGAAUCAGAGACUGAAGAGGAGAGAAAUGAAAGACUUGAGACGGACAGAUUACUUGAAGAAAGUAUGGAUCGCAGACAGGUAUUCGGCAGCAGCUCAGGGAAGGAAGAUGAGUCGCCUGUAAAGUGGACCACUAAAAAUAUUCUUGAGACUGUGACUACUGGGGAUGUGCAAACAGCUAACUUUGAUCUCUCACAAAAACUAGCGCAUCACAGAGCUAAGAUGAAGGAGGAAAAUUGUAAUGACAAGGUUGCAGGGGAUCUGUCUGAAAAACUCACCAACCGCCGCAAUCGACAACAAGAUGUUGAUCAGCCAAACUCAUCUACAGUCUCUGUAGCAUCAAAAGAUUACGAAAACAUCAAGAUUCAGAAAGUGGUGGAAGGAGAUGAAGAUGUGUCCAAGACAAAUAUGUCCGCAAAUGAACUUAAACGGUUAGAGGCAAGGAAGAGAAAAUUUGAAGGGUCUCCUGUGUCUGGGAUCAGUGAAGUGAAAAAGACAAUUUCAUUGAAGGGAAUAGUGCCACGGUCUAAGAAGAGACCAAAGGAACGUCAUGAAUCUAGAUCUGUGUCUCCUGUGCCUAAGCGUUAUUCAAAAGACUUUGAAAGGUAUGAGAAGAGGAAGGCUUCUAAGACACGAAGGAAAAGUGGAUCCAAAGAAAAUCAUGAAGUAAAGCCUCCUAAAGAAGACCGACAAGGAAAAGAGAGAUCUGAUGGUAGACCUAAGUCAAGAGACAAAAGUAAUAGCAAGAUUGUGGAAAGUAAAAAAACAGAAGUUACUGCCGAUACGUCAGAUGAUUCAAAAUCUGACAUUGAUGUUGAAAUAAGUGGCAGUGAAAGUGAUAGUGAAGAAGGCAGGGCAUGGAGGAAAGGAGAAAAUAAAAACAGGAUAGGUAUGAAUAGAGACAGAAGCCGACCAGUCCGACACACUACUGAGCGUUUUGAUAGUUGGCAAAGACAAGGUCGUCAUGGCAGCCCUCCAACUCAGCGCGACCGUUUUGCUGACAGAAGACGUCAGUUUAGGGACCCCCGAAAUGAUGUUCCAUCCAAACAUCGAAGAGGUGGUGGAAGGCAGCGAAGCGUGGAACUUUUGGGUGAGAGUGAGAGCGAUUCUGAUGGACCAAGAUUGCCCAGCAGUAUUGUGAUGCCAAAUAGUAAAAAGAACACGGACAACUGGAAGAGUAAGUCUUCAAGGUUAAAAGAGAGUAAUAACUCAGACAAUGAAAACUCUGAUUCAGAAUUAACAUCCUUUAAGAAAUCAAAUUCUGAUUCUAUUAACAGACGUAUCAUUUCUUCUGAUACUGGGAGGAGAAGACAAAACAGACGCUCCAGAAAGGUGACAGCUGACUUUGAUGACCACAAUACAGUAACUAUAAAGACAAAUUCCACCAAGGAACAUUCCGAAAGAAAAGCCAAGUUUGAGUCUAGAGAUAGGAACUCUUUGAGUGUGACAGUUGACUCUGAAAAAGAAGUUACAUCCCGAUAUCGUGCAUCUGUCCAUGACCGUUUAGGUCGACAGCUGCAUCAGACUGAUUCGGAAUCAGUUAAGUUGAAAGUCAACCAUGGUGGUGCUGAUGCCAAACAGAAGAGUGCUGAAGAUGGGAAGCAUGUUCUUGAUGAUCUUGAGUCCACAGAAAUGAAGCAAGUGUCCGCAGAAGAAGCAUCAGAAGAUUCUCCACGUAUGUUAUGUCCUUUGAGAUUAGAGUGUCCUGGUUUUUGGCAAAGUUUUGGAAAUAUGCGAACAAGUUAAAGUACCAUGAGCAUGAUCAAUGUUUGAUUUGAUAACUGACCUGCUGAACUAUGAAGUAUUGUAUUUGUGCACUGUGUUUGUUUUUAUCUUAAUCAUGUUAAUACUGCAUAUUGAUGUUUGGAAACUUGAAAUAAUGAAAAAACAUGAAUAACAGAUUUGUCUAUAAAUAUUCAAAUAGUUUUAGCUGAGUGGUAUCAUUUGACAGUGCUUCAGGAACACUGUAUGGUAGUGACAGAAAGUAGGAGAUAAACCAGGGUCGUUUCCUGACAUCCGUGUGAUGUUAAUCGGUACUUUAUCAACAUAACAUCAUGGGUAAUAUGAUGAUCAUAUUAAAACAAGAAACAAGGUACACAUUGUUAAGGACAUUCAAAAGUAGUUUCCUUACUCCUAUUCCUGUUGUUAACAAAUUAUUAACUUUCAACAUAGUCUUUGAGGAUUGUGUGGAGAAAGUCAGGGCAUUAUGUUCAGUGAUGUUUCUUGUUUUAUAUUAUUUGGGAUACAAUAUGAAUUUACAAGGAUGCAUUUAAAUCAUCUCUAAAAACCCACUUUUUUCGUCUUGCCUAUUACUAGACUUUCUAUGUUCAAUUGUCUCUCUGUAAAAAGUCUUAACUAUUUUUUUCUCCUAUAGUAUUGUAGUGCCAUGAGCGGGUUUUAGUACCUGGAUGUAGCGCUAUGUAAAUGCCCACAUUAUUAUUAUUAUUAUUAAAUCACGUCUCCUAGCAUGUGUUCAUCAAAUAUAAAGUUCUUUUUGGAAAUCUCCAACUGUGAUUUAAGUCCUAUUUUCAGCCCUAGUGAUGCUCAGUCAUUGUUAGUAGUUUGGAUUAUAAAGGGAAGUAACUCUUCAUAGUCUAGUUGCAUGUCUAAAUAUGAACUGGAAAAAAUAUGAGGUUUGUAAUGGAAUAAAGUUUGUGAAGUUGUUAAAUUUCAUGUACUUUCCUGGGUGAAACAUUACCUUGAACUAAGAGGUUAAUUACAAAUAAAUUUAUACUGUCAAUGUAAUAAUUACUUGCUAUUGCUUUUUGACACUGGUUGGAUUUAUUUAUGUUUCUCUGUUAAAAUUUCAUUACAUUUUUGACAUUUUGAUCAUCCAGGUUUUAGAGAAUAAUUAAUGUUUCAUUCAUUUCUCCACUUGUUUUUUGGGUAAAUCUCACUUGUGUGGUAUGAUGACCUUUACAGGAAUAUUUAUAGUGCAAUGUUGUGUAUCUGUGUGAUGUGUGAAAAUAUAGUGUAUAACUUAGUGUUAGUAUGUGAUCACCAUGAAAUGUUCAUUCACUAUUGUGACUACAUAGGCAACCAUUGCAAGUCUUUCUGAAACCUUCCACACAAAAUAUGGCCAUUUUCAUAAGUGCAGUGUUCGUUACCGUAAUUCAUUUAACUGACUUGAUCAUUAUAUUUGCAUCAGAAGUUGUCUGUUAAAGCUAACUUUAUUUAUAUAUUUGAAGAAUUUGAAUUCCUUUCAUAUACAUGUAUAUGUACCUACUGAUGAUAUUGAUUGUCACGGAUUAACAAGACGUGGAUGUAUUACCUUUGAUGGG
This is a messenger RNA of Haliotis rubra (blacklip abalone), 4393 nucleotides long. RefSeq names its product dentin sialophosphoprotein-like. The transcript is spliced from 5 exons. The coding region runs from base 21 to 2858 and encodes 945 amino acids. The record is from RefSeq and is a predicted model, not a curated record. NCBI's taxonomy places the organism in Eukaryota, Metazoa, Mollusca, Gastropoda, Lepetellida, Haliotidae.